This is a messenger RNA of Mollisia scopiformis, 708 nucleotides long. RefSeq lists its product as uncharacterized. The transcript has a single exon. The record is from RefSeq and is a predicted model, not a curated record. Lineage: Eukaryota; Fungi; Ascomycota; Leotiomycetes; Helotiales; Mollisiaceae. Bases 356 to 595 code for a protein of 79 amino acids.
ACCCUUCAGGCGAUCCGUGCUCGGGACUUGAUCAAAGUCAAGUGAGAUUCUAUUGUGUUGUCGCAUGUUGAUUCGCCAUAAUUCGGGACUCGAGAUUGUGUUUGCUGAAGCAGGUAUGCUCGUUUAGAUACCGGUACCAGUGACGAUUGUCCUUGCUACUGUCAUAUAAGUACUUAGCACGCUUCUCUGUCGGUAGGUACUUGCAUCUCGAUCUGCCCAUCCUAAAUACUACUCGGUCUUGUCUACAAAAUUCUUCUAGUCCUUAAAUCCAAGUGGGCCAGAGCAUCUCAAGUCCCCGCUUCGAACGUCUGGCUCCACCUUUCUCCUCACCCCAGACUUCAGCGUCCGCUUCAAGAUGUCCGCUGCGCCACCUCCGCAACAAUCACAGCCUUACCAGAACGGACAUCACUACACACCACUUACGAAAGAGAACCUCAGGCAAUUGCCUCAUCCACCUUACUCGAAUCAAGAGACCUAUUCAAAGGUCGAUCAGAAUUUUGAGAAGGUACCGCUUGGGUUGGAGACGCGCAGAGUUGAUGGAAUCGCGACGCUUCGAGCUUGGGACCAACGUUGGGCUACGGCCGGGAGGGCUUAAUGUGGUUGUUGAGAGGUGGAGAGGUGUUUGGGAUGUCGAUUAUUUUGAUCACAGGCUUAGAAUGGAAGUAGAUGUUUUAUGGAAGGGGCGUAUGUGGGUCAUGGAAGAAGGAG